Messenger RNA from Papilio xuthus (Asian swallowtail), 1185 nucleotides. RefSeq lists its product as uncharacterized. Bases 1 to 1185 code for a protein of 394 amino acids. Gene Ontology annotation, molecular function: olfactory receptor activity; odorant binding. Gene Ontology annotation, biological process: detection of chemical stimulus involved in sensory perception of smell; sensory perception of smell. The record is from RefSeq and is a predicted model, not a curated record. Lineage: Eukaryota; Metazoa; Arthropoda; Insecta; Lepidoptera; Papilionidae. Gene Ontology annotation, cellular component: plasma membrane. The transcript is spliced from 5 exons.
AUGAAGUUUAAUUUGAAAAAAUAUAUGAGAAAUUAUACAAAAACUGUUGGAAAAUGGUCAGAAGUAGAUGAAAUAGUCAUAUUGGCUUUAUUUAUGCAGAGAAUGUUGGGUCAACAAAUACUAGACAAGCAAUGGACGUGGAAAAAUUAUUUCAUUCAUCAAAUUAUACAUUUUUCUAUAUUUGUAUACGUUUUCUUUGGUACUAUACAAAUUAUACAAACAACAAAUGAUAUAGAAUUAGUAGCGGAAGCUUCUUACACUUUAAUAAUAAUGACACAUUUCGCUUUAAAAAUCAUACUAUACAUAAAUAAUAGGAAUAUAUUCCGUAAGUUACAUUUUACGGCGAAAUCAACAAUUAUGGAAACUAUAAAAACAGAUUCGGAGAAAAAAUUCAAAAAUGUUCUUAAAAUUGGAUCAUCAGUUCAAACGUUUAUGUUUGUUAUAAUGUUAAUUCCAGUAUUGAUAUAUCAGUUUACAACAAUUUGGAAUUAUAUUAAAGGACAGAGAACUAUGUUGUCAAGGUCAACCGCACCUCUUAUGCCGAUGACGACUCCUUACUAUGAAAUAUGUUGGUUAUUGCACUCUUUCUUUCUAUUAGAAGUUUCGACAACAUUAAUAUUGGAUAUGUGGUUUAUUUUAUUAACCUUUUUCUUAUGCAAAGCAUAUGAAAGUUCAAUAAAAGAAUUAAAUGUAAUAAAGAAGAAAAAUGAAAGAUACAUUUCAUAUUCUUCACGUUUAUCGGAUUCGUUGCGUCAAUUUCACUCUAUUCAUGUUAAACUUAAUAGGUACUUAAUAGGCCUAAGAAAAAUGUAUAAAUGGCUUGCAUUAGUGCCACUAAGCAACGCAAUUAUGUGCACUUGUUUAAGCUUAUUAAUUAUGAGCAAGGAAAUCAAUUGGAGGUUCGCUCCUCACAUGGUUCCAAUGAUUGCUGAAAUAUUUACAUACAACUGGUUUGGAGAACAAUUAAAAACAAAGCUGACAGAAAUAAACAAUGCAAUACUGAACUUUGAUUGGACAGGUUUAAAUUUAAAAGAUAAAAAAUGUUAUCACAUUAUAUUGAUUUGUACCCAAAAUGAGUUUGGUAUUCAAACAGCUGUGGGGAAUGAGUUAUCUUUAAUUACUAUGACGACGGUGGCUAAAGUUAUUUACCAAGCAUUUGCUGUUUUAAAAACAGCGGAUAGUUAA